UAGUACCGGAAGUGGCGACUGUCCCGCGUGGAUGGCGGUGGCGGCGGCGAUGACGGCGGCGGGCUGCGCAGGGGCUGGGGCGGCCCGCUCCCUCUCUCGCUUCCGAGGCUGCCUGGCCGGCGCGCUGCUCGGGGACUGCGUGGGCUCUGUCUACGAGGCGCACGACACCGUCACCCUGACGUCAGUCCUCCGUCACGUCCAGAGCCUGGAGCCGGACCCGGGCUCGCAGGGGAGCGCGCGGACAGAAGCACUGUACUACACAGAUGACACGGCCAUGGCCAGGGCCCUGGUGCAGUCCCUGCUGGCCAAGGAGGCCUUCGACGAGGUGGACAUGGCUCACAGAUUUGCUCAGGAGUACAAGAAAGACCCUGACCGGGGUUAUGGCGCUGGAGUAGUCACUGUCUUCAAGAAGCUCCUGAGCCCCAAGUGCCGUGACGUCUUCGAGCCUGCCCGGGCCCAGUUUAACGGGAAAGGCUCCUACGGCAACGGGGGUGCCAUGCGGGUGGCCGGCAUCUCGCUGGCCUACAGCAGAGUCCAGGACGUGCAGAAGUUUGCCCGGCUCUCAGCCCAGCUGACACACGCCUCCUCCCUGGGCUACAAUGGCGCCAUCCUGCAGGCCCUGGCCGUGCACCUGGCUUUGCGGGGGGAGUCAUCCAGGGAGCACUUCCUCCAACAACUCCUGGGCCACAUGGAAGAGCUGGAGAGUGACACCCAGUCUGUCUCAGAUGCCAGGGAGUUGGGCAUGGAGGAGCGUCCCUACUCCAGCCGACUGAAGAAGAUUGGAGCCCUUCUAGAGCAAGACUCCGUGACCAGAGAGGAGGUGGUUUCUGAGCUAGGGAAUGGCAUUGCUGCCUUCGAAUCUGUGCCCACUGCCAUCUACUGCUUCCUGCGCUGCAUGGAGCCUGACCCCGAGAUUCCCUCUGCCUUCAACAGUCUCCAGAGGACUCUUAUCUACUCCAUCUCCCUGGGGGGGGACACAGACACCAUUGCCACCAUGGCUGGAGCCAUCGCCGGGGCCUAUUAUGGGAUGGAACAGGUGCCAGAGAGCUGGCAGCAAAGCUGUGAGGGCUAUGAGGAGACAGACGUCCUGGCCCAGAAUCUGCACCGGCUCUUCCAGAAGAGUCUGUGAGGGCCAUGCUGCUGGGGCUCCGCUGUGUCCAGCAGGGCCAACUACAGCUCAGAUUGGAAACCCAGAGGCCCCCCCGGGGGCACAGGUGGCUGCCUCCAUCAUCCUGCUGUGUGGGCGGAGCACAGUGCUGGGGCGGGGCCCCUGGGGGAGGUCACGGGACAUGAGCAUGGAGGGCUGGUGCCUCCACGAUGCCCGGUUUCCGGCUCACUGCAGAGCCUGGGGCAAGCCUGGCUCCUCGGGCACAAGGGAGGGACCUGGGCAGCUUUGAUCAUGGAAGGGUAUUUGUGGCAUUUUCCUUUAUGAUCUAAGACAUGGGGUUGGGUGGGGGGCAGAAAUGAUGGGCAGUAGCAUCAUUUCUCCUUGUUGGGAUUUAGUCAGUUUGCCAGAAAGCACGUCUGUGGGCAGAGCCUCAGGCAGUAAGUUGACAGGGUCGGAAGCCAGCACUUGGCACCCAGCUGCUGUAGAUGGGUGGCCCUUGCUGUCAUGGGUACUAAGAGCUUCCAGCAGAACUCCCAGCAAUAAACAGUUGUCCGUAAAUCCUA
Messenger RNA from Suricata suricatta (meerkat), 1671 nucleotides. It is a transcript of the gene ADPRS, whose product is annotated as ADP-ribosylhydrolase like 2. Gene Ontology annotation, cellular component: mitochondrion; nucleus. The transcript has 6 exons. Bases 32 to 1129 code for a protein of 365 amino acids. NCBI's taxonomy places the organism in Eukaryota, Metazoa, Chordata, Mammalia, Carnivora, Herpestidae. The record is from RefSeq and is a predicted model, not a curated record.